This is a messenger RNA of Guyanagaster necrorhizus, 1227 nucleotides long. RefSeq lists its product as uncharacterized. The coding region runs from base 187 to 1161 and encodes 324 amino acids. The transcript is spliced from 7 exons. Gene Ontology annotation, biological process: signal transduction; inositol metabolic process; phosphatidylinositol phosphate biosynthetic process. The record is from RefSeq and is a predicted model, not a curated record. Gene Ontology annotation, molecular function: inositol monophosphate 1-phosphatase activity. Lineage: Eukaryota; Fungi; Basidiomycota; Agaricomycetes; Agaricales; Physalacriaceae.
GAUACGGAUAGGGUGUGGUUUAUUCCGGGAUACCACUCGCUUUUGGUAGGUAACUCAUUUUUGCGCUUCUUCGCAUAUGUAUUUUGCAACAAUACUCUUUCAGCCAAUUGUUUUGGGUCGGAGAUGCCUUCAGGUGGUAUUUAAGACCACCGAAUUUGCCAACCACUCCAUAUCGCUUCCCCAGUCAUGUCAGAUCUUGAUUUGAAGUCCAUCCUCGACUUUACUGUCGCUCUCGCUUACGACGCUGGGAAAUUGAUUAUCGAGGGGUCCGAGGCUAUCCAGCAACCAGCAUCUGUCGUUGACAUCAAGAAAAACGCUGUUGACCUUGUCACUGAAUAUGACGUCAGAGUCGAGGAGCUUGUCAAAGAAAGACUUGGGGAGAAGUAUCCCUCAUUCCAGUUUAUUGGUGAGGAAUCUUACGCGGCAGGUGCCCGACCAGAAUGGACAGACGAACCGACGUGGUGUGUUGACCCUAUUGAUGGAACAACCAACUUCGUCCAUGGCUUCCCCAUGGUUGCUCUCUCUAUUGCUCUCUUAGUCAAGCGCCGUUCAGUUUUGGGCGUCAUCUAUAACCCCUUCCUUGAAACCCUGUAUACGGGCAUCAAAGAUGGGGGCUCCUAUGUCACACGUGGUGGCCCCGAGGGUGUCCGCCGCAAGCUACCUUUUGCGAACCCUCCUCAGCCCUUUCCUUCGUUGAGCAAAGCACAACUAGCUGUUGAAUGGGGCUUCGAUCGUCGUAUUCCACCUUUGGCUGCUCGUGCCGAGAGUUUCCACAGGCUGGUCAGCGACGCUGCCAAUGGAAUACACAAGGCCCGCAUGGCACACUCCUUGCGGUCUCUCGGUACCUCGGCUAUGAACUUCGUAUACGUCGCACAAGGUGCCUUCGACAUGUACUGGGAGAUCGGGCCCUGGCCCUGGGAUGUUGCUGCAGGAGUGAUCAUUGCUCAAGAAGCAGGCGGAUUGGUCACCGGUUCCCAUGAGGUCUUUGACGCAAGCAAAGACACCAUCACAUUUGGCGAGGUCGGCGAGGAAAUCCUGACGUCGAGGAAAUAUCUCGUCAUCCGUCCAAUUGGUGAUACUGAGAAUGAGACAGGUCGGGAAGCUCAGAAGCGAAUCAUCUCCGAGUUCUAUGAGACUGUCAUUGACUAUGAUACGGUUUAGGAUAUUGAACUAUGGUCAGCUUAGCGUCGAGCUCGUUGCAUUUGUAGGACCGCUGUUCAUAUAGAG